AUGCGCCGCGUGAUCGCGUCCGAGGUGCUGAGCAGCGCGAGGCUGCGCUGGCUGGCGGCGGCGCGGGCCGAGGAGGCUGACCACCUCACUCGGUACCUGCGCAACCUGUGCUUAGCCGGAGGCGGCGGCGUCGUCGAUAUUCGGCUGGCAAUGAGGUACUACGACGGGAAUGUGAUCCGGCGGAUGAUGUUCGGGGUGAGGCACUUCGGGGCCGGCGGCCCGCCCCAAGGCCCCGGAGAGGAGGAGGUGGAGCAUGUGGAGGCGGCGUUCUCGAUGCUGUCGGUGCUCUACGCCUUUUGCCCGUCGGACUUCCUGCCGUGGCUGAGAUGCCUGGAUUUGGAAGGCCAUGAGAGGAUAGCCGAGCAGGCGGCGAGCACCAUCUGCAAGUACCAUGAUCCAAUCAUCGAUGAAAGGAUCGAGAAGUGGCGGAGCGGAGAAAAGAAGGAGGUGGAAGACCUUCUCGACGUCAUGAUCUCCCUCGCCGACGACUCCGGCAAGCCGAUGCUCAGCACUGAGGAAAUUAAAGCUCAAUGCGCAGAGUUUAUGUAUGCCGCCGUGGACAAUCCCUCAAACACAGCAGAGUGGUUGUUACUUGACACUACACACUUGCUAGAACAAACUGACAUCAUGCGAAAAGCUGUUGAGGAGUUGGAUCGGGUUGUCGGCAAGGAGCGGUUAGUAGUCGAAUCUGACUUUGCUCGACUCCCCUAUGUGAAGGCAUACGCUCGCGAGGCCCUUCAUCUCCACUCGAUCGCACCCUUCAACCUCCCUCACGUAUCCAUCGAUGACGCGGUCGUUUCCAACUACUUCAUCCCCAAGGCGAGCAUGGUGUUGUUGGGUCGAGCUGUACUCGGACGAAAUCCCAAGGUUUGGGAUGAUCCGACCCAGUUCAAUCCGAGCCGACACUUUAUGGAUGGACACCAAGAGGUAGAGUUAGCAGAGCCAGGUCUCCGAAUGAUAUCGUUUACCACCGAGCGUCGACAAUGCAUGGGAGCUCAGCUUGGCACGGCAAUGACCUACAUGUUGGUUGGAAGGGUGCUUCAAGCAUUCGAAUGGAGUUUACCUAUUGAUGAGACAGGCAUCGACCUCUCGGAGGAAAGGAUGAGCCUCUUCAAAGCCAAACCUCUAAUGGCUUGUGCAAAGAUUCGAUUGCCAGAUUUGUUAGAGAAUCUAUGAGCAAAAGAAAGUAAACUGA
This is a messenger RNA of Zingiber officinale, 1195 nucleotides long. RefSeq names its product phenylalanine N-monooxygenase-like. The record is from RefSeq and is a predicted model, not a curated record. Lineage: Eukaryota; Viridiplantae; Streptophyta; Magnoliopsida; Zingiberales; Zingiberaceae. The coding region runs from base 1 to 1176 and encodes 391 amino acids. The transcript has 3 exons. Gene Ontology annotation, molecular function: heme binding; monooxygenase activity; iron ion binding.